GAACAGGCAUGGCAUUGGCUAAAGAAGAGAUUAAAGGAUGUGGAGGUGGUCAGACCUGCUGAUGACUGGUGCCGGGAGUGUCAAGAUUGGCCUCAGUGGAGGAGGCCCGUGAGCUGACGCUUCUUCUGACGCUUCCUCAGCAGAAUUGGCCUGAUGGAGCAAAGGCACUCAGCGCAGCUCGGUACGAAAAGACAACAAUGGGACCAGUAUGCAAACAGCAUGGAUUGUACCGGAAGUGUGAUACAGAACCAGAUAACUCAAAGAGGAGAGAAAACCUUCAAGUGCACUGUGUGUGAGAAGGCAUUUGCAUGGUCAUCAGUUCUUCAAAAACACCGGAGAACACACACAGGAGAGAAACCCUUCAGGUGUAGUGUGUGUGGGAAGGCAUUUUCAGAUUCAUCUGUUCUUAAAAGACACCAGAGAACACACACAGGAGAUAAACCCUUCAGGUGUAGUGCGUGUGGGAAGGCAUUUUCAUAUUCAUCUGCCCUUAAAAGACACCAGAGAACACACACGGGAGAGAAACCCUUCAGGUGCACUCUGUGCGGGAAGCCCUUUGCAGAGUCAUCACAUCUUAAAGAACACCAGAGAACACACACAGGAGAGAAACCUUUCAAGUGCACUGUCUGUGAGAAGGAAUUUGCACAGUCAUCACAUCUUAAAAUACAUCAGAGAACACACACAGAAAAUAAACAUUUCAAGUGCACUGUGUGUGAGAAGGCAUUUGCUCAGUCAUCAGGUCUUCAGAUCCACCAGAGAACACACACGGGAGAGAAACCUUUCAAGUGCAGUUUCUGUGAGAAGACAUUUUCAAGUUCAUUUUAUCUUAAAAUACACAUGAGAACACACACAGGAGAGAAACCCUUCAAGUGCACUGUCUGUGAGAAGGUAUUUGCAUGGUCAUCAGGUCUUCAAAUCCACCAGAGAACACACAUGGGAGAGAAACCUUUCAAGUGCAGUUUGUGUUGGAAGGUAUUUUCAGGUUCAUCUCCUCUUAAACGGCACCAGAGAACACACACGGGAGAGAACCCCUUCAGGUGCCUUUUGUGCGAUAAAGCGUUUGCAAAGUCAUCAGAUCUUCAAAAGCACCAAAGAACACACACAGGAGAGAAACCCUUCAAGUGCAGUGUGUGUGGGAAGGCGUUUGCACAGUCAUCAAUUCUUCAGACCCACCAGAGAACACACACAGGAGAGAAACCCUUCAAGUGCACUCUGUGCGGGAGCGCGUUUUCACAGUCAUCUGCUUUUGUAAUACACCAGAGAACACACACAGGAGAGAAACCCUUCAAGUGCAAUCUGUGCCGGAAGACAUUUGCACAGUCAUCAAUUCUUCAGACCCACCAGAGAACACACACAGGAGAGAAACCCUUCAAGUGCACUCUGUGCGGGAAGGCGUUUUCACAGUCAUCUGCACUUGUAAUACACCAGAGAACACACACAGGAGAGAAACCCUUCAAGUGCACUCUGUGCCAGAAGGCAUUUGGACAAAGCUCGCAGUUAUCUGGCCACCAGAGAACUCACACAGGAGAGAAACCCUUCAAGUGCACUGUGUGUGACAAGGCAUUUUCACAUUUAUCGGUUCUUAAAAAUCACCAUAGAACACACACAGGAGAGAAACCCUUCAAGUGCACUGUGUGUGAGAAGGCAUUUGCGCAGGCAACAUAUCUUCAAACACACCAGAGAACACACACGGGAGAGAAACCCUUCAAGUGCAGUGUGUGUGGGAAGGCGUUUUCACAGUCAUCUCCUCUUGUAUUACACCAGAGAACACACACGGGAGAGAAACCCUUCAAGUGCACUCUCUGUGAGAAGGUGUUUGCACGGUCAACAUAUCUUCAAAUACACCAGAGAACACAUACGGGAGAGAAACCCUUCAAGUGUACACUGUGCGGGAAGGCCACGGAUCGUACUGGAAACUUGAUACAGCACCAGAGAACACACACAGGAGAAAAACCAUUCAAGUGCAAUGUGUGUGGGAAGACGUUUCCACUUUCAUCUACUCUUCAAAGACACCAGAAAACACACACAGGAGAGAAACCCUUCAAGUGCACUGUGUGUGAGAAGGCAUUUGCACGGUCAUCAGUUCUAAUGAGCCACCAGAGAACACACACUGGAGAGAAACCAUUCAAGUGCACUUCGUGUGGGAAGUCGUUUGCAGAGUCAUCUAAUCUUAGAACACAUCAGAGAACACACACAGGAGAGAAACCGUUCAAGUGCACUGUGUGUGAAAAGGCAUUUGCACAGUCAUCAGGUUUUCAGGCCCACCAAAGAACGCAUAUGGGAGAGAAACACUUUAAAUGCACUCUGUGCGUGAAGGCUUUUGCAGAUUCAUCAAAUCUUAAAAGACACCAGAGAACACACACAGGAGAGAAACCUUUCAAGUGCACUUCGUGUGGGAAGGCAUUUGCACAGUCAUCAGUUCUUCAGAACCACCAGAGAACACACACAGGAGAGAAACCUUUCAAGUGCACUGUGUGUGGGAAGACAUUUGCGCAUGCGGCACACCUCAACGUGCACUGUAGAACUCGCACAGGAGAGAAACCUUUCAAGUGCGCUGUGUGUGAGAAGGCAUUUGCAUGGUCAUCAAAACUUAAAAGACACCAGAGAACACACACAGGAGAGAAACCUUUCAAGUGCACUGUGUGUAAGGAGGCAUUUUCACAGUCAACACAUCUUAAAAUACACCAGAGAACACACAUGGGAGAUAAACCCUUCAGGUGCACUUCGUGCUCGAAAGCGUUUGCACAUUCAUCACAUCUUAAAAUACACCAGAGAACGCACACAGGGGAGAAACCCUUCAAGUGCAGUGUGUGCGGGAAGGCAUUUGCACUGUCAAAAGAUCUUCAGAGCCACCAGAGAACACACACGGGAGAGAAACCCUUCAGGUGCCCUCUGUGCGGGAAGGCAUUUGCACAGUCACAAGAUCUUCGGAGCCACCAGAGAACACACACCGGAGAGAAACCCUUCAAAUGCAGUGUGUGUGAGAAGGCAUUUUCAGUGUCAUCAAAUCUUAAAAAACACCAGAGAACACACACAGGAGAGAAACCUUUCAAGUGUACUGUGUGUGAGAAGGCAUUUUCAGAGUCAUCAUAUCUUAAAAAACACCAGAGAACACACACAGGAGAGAAACCCUUCAAGUGCAGUGUGUGUGGGAAGGCAUUUCCAAUUUCAUUUUAUCUUAAAAUACACCAGAGAACACACACAGGAGAGAAACCCUUCAAGUGCACUGUGUGCGGGAAGGCGUUUUCACGGUCUUCUGUUCUUCAGAGCCACCAGAGAACACACACAGGAGAGAAACCCUUCCAGUGCACUGUGUGUGACAAGGCAUUUGCAUGGUCAUCAGUUCUUCAGAGCCAUCAGAGAACACACACCGGAGAGAAACCCUUCAAGUGCACUCUGUGCGGGAAGGCGUUUUCACACUUCAGGAUAAAGAAUCACCAGAGAACUCACACAGGAGAGAAACCCUUCAAGUGUACUGUGUGUGAGAAGGCAUUUGGAUGGUCAUCACAACUUAAAAGACACCAGAGAACACAUACAGGAGAGAAACCUUUCAAGUGCACUGUGUGUGAGGAGGCAUUUUCACAGUCAACACAUCUUAAAAUACACCAGAGAACACACACAGGUGAGAAACCUUUCAAGUGCAGUGUGUGCGGGAAUGCGUUUGUAAAGUCAUCAGAUCUUCAGAGCCACCAGAGAACACACACGGGAGAGAAACCCUUCAAGUGCCCUCUGUGUGGGAAGGCAUUUGCACAGUCAAAAGAUCUUCGGAACCACCAGAGAACACACACAGGAGAGAAACCCUUCAAAUGCAGUGUGUGUGAGAAGGCAUUUGCAGUGUCAUCAAAUCUUAAAAAACACCAGAGAACACACAGAGGAGAGAAACCCUUCAAGUGCACUGUGUGUGAGAAGGCAUUUACAGUGUCAUCAUAUCUUAAAAAACACCAGAGAACGCACACAGGAGAGAAACCCUUCAAGUGCACUGUGUGUGAGAAGGCAUUUACAGAGUCAUCAUAUCUUACAAUGCACAAGAGAACACACACAGGAGAGAAACCCUUCAAGUGCACUGUGUGCGGGAAGGCGUUUUCACGGUCAUCAAUUCUUCACAAGCACCAGAGAAAACAUACAGGAGAGGAACCCUUCAAGUGUACCGUGUGUGAGAAGGUAUUUGCACGGUCAUCAGUUCUUCAGAGCCACCAGAGAACACACACAGGAGAGAAACCCUUCCAGUGCACUGUGUGUGACAAGGCAUUUGCAUGGUCAUCAGUUUUUCAGAGCCAUCAGAGAACACACACAGGAGAAAAACCCUUCAAGUGCACUCUGUGCGGGAAGGCGUUUUCCCAGUCAUCACAUCUUCAUAGACACCAGAUAACACACAGGCAUCAGAAGAACCCCAAGGAGUGUGGUCUGAAAUCGACUUGUGAAAGUCAAAGUGCUGCAAUGAGCCCAUCCCUCCUGAAAAAAGAACCAGAAGAAAAUCCAAGCUUGGACACUUUAAAAGGUAUCAAGGUGAAAUGUGAAGAAGCGAAUGUGAAAUGUGAAGAGGCGACAGUGAAGAGCGAAAAAGUAAAGGUAAAAUGUGAAUAUGAAGAUUCAACCUCAAAAUCGGACCUUCACAUUGAUGGAGGGAAUGUGAAGCAGGAGGAGAAUUCUGACUGUGAGGCAGAGCGAGACAACUCCCAGCAGUUUGUGGAAGUGGAGGUGUGGGUGGACUUCUUAGACAAUACAAAGUCAAAUGGAGACCCUGUAGAUGUGUAAGCUUGAGACAAUGAAGCUCCAUUAGAUUCACCUUUGUCACAGGCCUUUAAUGAAAUAAUGUAAAGUUGAACACCUAAUUCCUCUGUUCAACCUGCAGAGUAAGAGCAGCCAGUAUUUGCGGACUUGUGGGUUGAGUAGAUCUCUAACCAGGACCGAGAGCCAAUACGCUCCCGAGCAUUCACUGUUAUAAUAAUAUUAGCAUUUAUAUGGUGCUUAAUUGCCUCAGAAACUCGGAGGUUUGUAUCAAAUCUCAUCACAAACACUCGAAGAGCAUGUUGUAUACAUGCCUUCUCCAAAAAUGUAUAUUAAGAGUGAUCCUGACCUUUUU
This is a messenger RNA of Petromyzon marinus (sea lamprey), 5083 nucleotides long. The record is from RefSeq and is a predicted model, not a curated record. Lineage: Eukaryota; Metazoa; Chordata; Hyperoartia; Petromyzontiformes; Petromyzontidae.